AUGACUGGGGCUACAAAUACUUCUAAUUCCAAACAAAGAAACUCUUAUUUUGGCAAAGGCUUCCUUGGACUUGAUAAGUGCAACACGUGUGUUGGGACAUCAGCACGCAAGAAAUUCUUCAAAAGGAGAAAUAAGGUUAGAACUUGCUCAAAACAGUCAGCCCCACCCAGUUCUGCAUUCUCUUUACAAGGUCUAUCUCCUGAUUUCCUUCAUUGCCCUUCUCAACAUCUUCUAGGCAGAAUAGUUUGAUGCUAUACAGAAGUGGUUGAUGCUGGUAGCUUCUACGUGACUCAUUUGACAAAAAAAGACAAAUUAAGACUUCUGUAUACUCUGGCUGUUAAUACACAUCCAAUAAUUUUGCAGAUAUUUCCUGGAGCAGAAGGGUGACCAUUUACAAAAUAUCUUGGUUCAUGUGGUCGAUUAUUUGUGAGCACGAGUACACCACCACUCUCAUCUUUCAACAAUAUUACUCUUGCUGCGGCUGCAGACCUGGUCUAUCAACUCAAAUCAAUCAAAUCCUUCAUUUUUUGAGCAACAAUGACUUUAUUUUACUUUACUCAUGUCGGCGUGAACACAUUUGGCACUUUUAGUGAUGGGUGAUUAUUCAUAAGGGAUGCCAGUAGACUAGGGAUUAUUAACAAACAACAAGCGUGGAGAGUUCGCCAAGUAGCCGCCUUGCAGAUCUGGUCAGGCGAAAUACAACAUCUUUCGUCCCAGGAAGUGGAGACCGCCCUAGUAGAGUGGACAUGGAUCCCCACAGGAGCAGGUUGGCCAGCUACAGAAUAUGCCAAGUUGGUGGUCGCAACAAUCCACUUAGAGAUGGAAGACUUGCAGACGCUGACACCCCUGUUGGGCCCCGAAGAAGCCACAAUCGAGAGGACUGACGCAGGGGCACCGUUCCAAAUAGAUGGUGAGGAAUCUCUUCAGAUCGAGAGUGUGGAGAGCUUCUUCCUCAGCUGA
This is a messenger RNA of Spea bombifrons (plains spadefoot toad), 960 nucleotides long. RefSeq names its product divergent protein kinase domain 2B (gene DIPK2B). The transcript is spliced from 6 exons. The record is from RefSeq and is a predicted model, not a curated record. NCBI's taxonomy places the organism in Eukaryota, Metazoa, Chordata, Amphibia, Anura, Pelobatidae.